GAGAGAAGUCGCGCUACUCCUGCUCAUGUUGGGGAAAGUGGUGGCAACAAAAGUGAGAGUCACGCCUCCGAGGGUGAACACAGAGUGCCUCAUCGACAUUAUGCGCAAGGAGAGAUACAUGGUCCGCAUGUUCAACUACGUCGUGUUUCGCGCCGAGGGAACGGCAGAGGAUGAGUGGAACGACGACUUCUUCAUGUCGUACAAGGACCUGGAAGAGAGGUAUGCCUCAAACGGGCUAUGCGCAAAUGAAUGGGAGAAGGAACGGGAGAAGCUGCAUAGCAACUUAGUGAAGACGAUCCCUCGGCGACUUGGAGGAGUGGAGGAGGCAAGGCAAGGUGCGGGCUUGGGGCUUACAGAAGUGAUGUACAAGGAGGCUCCGUUUCACUUCAAGGUAUUUAUAUACAUCGCGAUUGAUAAGCUCAAUAUGCUUCGAGCAGAGGUGAAACGGAUCGCCUCCAGUGCACGCCAUAUUGUGGUUAUGGCGGCGCCCGUCGACAUCGUCGCCGCCGCACAAAAAAUGGCAUGCAGGGCCGCCAUCGUGGACAUCUCGGCCGCGAAUUUCAGCAGUCCAUGGACCUCGCUGGACUUCAAUGCACUGUACGCAAUGAUGGCGAAGUGUUGUGGUCCAAAUUGGGUCCUCUUCUUCUUUGCACCGCAAAAUGUCCAAAGUGAUGUCUUGCGUCAAUUGUACCGUUGGGAGGACAUCGAGAUCAUCCUCGGGUCAUGGAAACGCGUGGACAGGCCGCUGAGCGACGUCACAAGGUACGGCAACAUCGCUACGAUCAGUCGGGACCUGAUGACCAUCAUGCUGCACGCUGAAGGAGGGGAUCUGAAAAACGUAACUGUCGCACCCCGACUUCACAACGAUCUCACCGAAAUGCAUACUGUGGAGGAAAAGUUCGGGAAGUGUCUCGGAAGACACGGUGGCGUCGAAUGUGACGAAAGUGCCGCAUAUUCAAUUUGGGAGCGAGAACCCAGCAAGUUGCGGAAGUUGUGCAGUUCAUUCGUUGGAGAGGCGGAAGGUGUGCUUUUGCUGGGUAGGGCGCACGCGGGUCUUGUAUGGAAGUUCUUGCUUGCAGGUAAUAAUGUCAUUGCCUGUGAUGAGUCGGCCAAGGACAUUGCAUGCUUGACAAAGUUCAUCGACAUACUUAUCAAGGAUGGGAGAUUCGAGUGCCGUCUCGAGAAGCCGCGUGCCACACAUUGCACAAACAGGGAUAUGUACCACAAGUUGGGACCGAAGAGACUGAAGGUGUGGGAAUACCUGUUCCGCGAUGCGCCGGAUGGACGCCUUGAUGGGGGAUACAUAUAUAGGAAAGCCAAGGUGACCGAGACCCUCAAACAUUAUCACGGUACUCUAACUGGCGCCUUUGAGACAUUCGUUGCUCGAUGCGAGAUCUUGAGGUUUGAUCUUCACAAAGAUAAACUGACGUUUAAAGACUAUGCAGACCUCGCUAAAUCGGGUGAAGGCUUUAACCCCGUCGACAGCGAGGAAGACUCGUCGGACUCCGACCUCGAGAUCGAAAAUGACACCAAUGCGACCGGGUGGUGUGGGCAGUCCGCUGCCAUGGAGCACGUCGUCAAGGGAUAUGGACCGGGUCAAUCAGAGGGAUGCUCGGACCUGCCACCUGCGAACAGUGUGGCCUCGGGUGUGGACCAGCCAACGAAGCUGGCGCCGGGCGAUCCGAUUCCUCCCAGAUUUUGUGCGAACCCAAACACAGUGUAUUUCUUGGAUGACAAAUACGCCUGCACUAGUGAGGACAAGUGGGGCCAUGAUAUCAUUUGGCAUGACAGCAUUUUCGAGUCAUGUAUCCAAGGCGGGGAGUGGAAAAUGGCGGUGAAGUAUAUCUCGAAGGGCUGGAAACCGUUUUUCCGCAUGGGAAAGGACAGUUGGCUGAAGACGACGGAGCAAUCAAUACUGUACCGCUAUCGGAAAGAGAACUCCAAGGAGGGUGAAACAUCCAUCGCAGCAAAGGCGAAACAAUUGUUCGACGCCUUGGGAGCCACUCGACAGUUAGAGUACUCACACAAGUCUUACGAGCUGCAGCCGAGCCCCUCGUACGGCAAGAUUGAUUGGAAGGUCGAGCGCGCCGCCGCGCUCGAGAGCAUGGACGUGGACUCCCGAGAAGAUGUCGCCCCUGUGCCCGAGGUGGCCACAGGGAACACGAUGGGUGAACAAAGGGAAGAUGGCGGGACGACGUUGGGCGUGAAACCUCCGUUGCCAGAGGCGGGUAACAUGCCCGCAGGCAAAAACACCAUCAGAGUCAUCUCUGUCGCAACGGGGGAUACAUCUCAAGGUGAACGAGUGUCACUCGACAAGCCGGCGGAUGCGGGCGCCACAUACGGGAGUCUCCUCGGGACAGGUGCGGCGCUGGCAGGCACAUCGGAGAUAGAGUGAGAGUCCACUGCUGGGAUGGGCGUCACGGGGAUGUCGUUGCAUCCGCCCACAUGCACUAGCAAAGGUGACGCACACUGUACAACACCACCAUAGGGAGGGGCCACAGGGGAUUACGGGAAUGGGGGGAAUGCAGGGGGGUCUCCACAUUCUCGCAAUACUGAGGACAUGACGACGGACGAUGAGGACGGGGUAGAAGGCGGAAAGGGCCUGAGCGAUCCCACACGUGCAGAAAAUGAGGGGUGCGAUAGGGAAUGAAUUUGAGGGGAAUCC
Molecule: messenger RNA, 2665 nt
Organism: Chara braunii
Lineage: Eukaryota; Viridiplantae; Streptophyta; Charophyceae; Charales; Characeae
Source: the annotation of a GenBank genome assembly